AUGAUUACCGAUCGCAACAAAUUCAAUUUUGUUACGAUAUGCAUUGGUUUAAGCUUCCUGCUCACCAGCGCAAGCGUGGUGUCCGCGCAAGCAACGAGCAAUGCGCAGCAGGAGACAAAUCAACAGCAGCAGCUGCAAACGCCUGAGCAAAACCAGGCGGCUAUCGCAACUAUAACAGUGGUGGACAACAACAACAAAGAUGAGAAGACUAAUGCGAUUUUAAAUGAGCCAAUAAACGAUGUGGCGCACGCAUUCAGCCCGCGCUUGGAUUACAGCAACGAAUGGCGACCUGUGGGCCGUGGAGAUCCACUGAAAAACGAUCCAACAUUCGAUUACAGCCCGCCAACGCUGGAGCAUGUACGCUACUGGGCGGAGACAACCACAAAGGAUGGUGGCAAUAGCAAAGAGGAGAGCGACAGCGGCAAGCAGGAUAUAAAUAGCGUGCGCUUUGCUGCCCACCCCGGCCAACAGGACAUUCCAAAGUACGGCAUGCCGAAUGAACAUUUACGAGGCAGCAACGGUGGCAUACAUGCAUCGUCGCAUGCACCCCAACAACAUGCACAUAUGAACCAACAUGUUGUUAUGCCACACCAGCACUACCAUCAAUCCCACCAUCCGGGCGCCGUUAAAAAUGCAAAAGGUGAAAUACCACUAGUACAACCGAAAUACACCUCAGUGCGUCGCAGCUAUUAUGCACAACAACCACCGACACGUCUAAUGCCACCACCCAUGCAGUUGAACUCGCCGCCAAUCAAUACCUUCAAUGUGCCCAUGAAACCCUCGCAAGCGCAUACGGAGUAUCGGCACAGCAUGUCGGCGGCGCCACCAGCGCACGCUUCGACAAUGUCAAGCAUGGGACCAUCUUCGUCAUCGUUGUCGCCGCUCGCAAUGCAACAUAUGAAGAUGCAGCACCAUCCAAGCAUGUCCACAACGGCUUCGUCCUCGUCGUGGAUGUAUCAUGCACCGCCUACCAUGCAUCACCAUCAGCAGCAGCCUCAAAAUCAUCAAUAUGCUAUGCCCAGCGGUUCGGCAGCUGUCGUUUCAACGUCGGCCCAGUCAUCGCGUAUGCCAGUUUCACACAUUUACGACUCACAUCCGCAGGACUCCCAUCACUACUUCAGCUACGCACGUCCCAGCUCGAAUAGCAUCACUUCGCAUCCUCCACAAGAGUCUUACACGGCCAAUUCGGUACGCCAUAGUCCGAACAGUCUAAAGCAAAGCAGUGCUGGACGCAAGCCAUGGUUGCAUGAGCUCUUACAGAAGGAGGUCGUAAAAACAUCAGCCAAGCCUAAUUAUUCGACGUCCGCCAAUAAGUAUGCGUACGAGACUACAAAGCCCAUUUAUGAGCGCAUGCCAUCCACCAAUGCAAUAAGCGGUGGUUUCACACCAAUAACACCGAUUACGCACGUCUCAGCGCCUCCAACUGUAGCUACCACGACGACCACAACAACAACUACACCACGUGUGUCUUCAACAGCAUCCUCAAUUGCUAUCACACCCAGCGUUUUCUAUCCAACUAUCAGCCCUACACUGGUCCCAUAUACCCCCCGCACCACUACGCAUGUCAUUUACACUACACCAACAACAACGACGACACCGCGCACUACUACGUCGACGACUUCUUCACGCCUACUGAUACCAACCACCAGCAAUUUGGCAUCCCGACCGACUGUGGCACCAAUGCAAAUGACUACCGACUCCUUAUUUUCACACUACAAACAACCCGAAGCGCCAUUCAGAGGCCCUAUGUACCUAAUUAUUGAAGGUCACUCGAAAGUGAAGAAAUACGGCAAGAAUGGUAUCAACUUGAAUCUACCGAAAAUAGUGCCCGUCAUACCGAAACGUGAACCUGUCGUGCGUGUAGCGGAACCAGGAGAGGAGAAGCGUGGCACGCCCGAAACCUUCCAUGUAGAACAUCUGCAUGUGAAGACCUCGACCACGACGACGACGACGACGACGACGACAACAACAGCACAGCCUUCAACGACACCGAAAUCUGUGACGACAGCCAAGCCUUCGACGACCACAACAGCGAAACCUACGAAAGCUGCGCCAACAAUGAAAGCCACACCAACUACUUCAAAGCCUAUAAUGACCACAAAACCGAAUACAACCGCUAAUUCCGCUAAAUCAACAACGAAACCAGUGACAUCAACGACAACAACAGCACGACCCACAGCAACCACUGUAUCUUCUAAAGUCAUCAGCACAACAGCCGCAGCAGUUACCACAAAAGCAACUACAAAAAGUACUGUUAGGUCUGAAGAGUUUAAGCCAACAUCAACGCCAGCUGUUGCAAAGCCUACACAAAGCGAGCCACUGCUAAAGCUCGAGCUGCCUAAUGAGCCACCAACUGGCAUGUCGGGAUUACUCAACCUACUUGACUCCUCGCUAGGCGGACUCUUUGCCGAGCAGCCAUUAGAUUCAAUUGAACUGCCUGCGUCACCAACUCAAGCAAAACAAACGGCAUCCACCAAACUUGCGGUGAUGAGCUCACCCAGCACUGUUUUGAAGGCAGUCAACACCGCCACUCCCGCGUCAAUUGCCGCACAAUCUGCGGUAGUACCUGUCGUACCAGAUGCACGCAUUGGCACUAACGCCGCCGACACCUUUGCUUCGGGUUCGGCAGAGUUUAGCUUCACCACAGAUAUGCCGCCACGUGAGGUGCGCCAAGUAUUCGAUUAUGAUCAGCGCCCGGAAUCACGUCUUAAGGAUUUCGUAAUUGAGCGUUUCGAUGGCGACGCAACCGAUGAUGAGGGAGCGUCGUCCGCUUUCUACGAUGAUGAAUUCGAGGAGUAUGAUGAAGAGGGCGCAAACAAUAGUGCAAAUGGCGAUCUGCCAAUUAAGCGCAUGGAUCGGUUUGUCGAUGGCGAAGAGGGUGAGUUUGUGGGCGAUUACGAGGAUGUGGAUUUGGAGGAGUUGGGCAUGAGUGAUGUGGCGCCAUCGUCCAUACUUGUGCGCACACAAGCGAAAAUGGCGUAGACGUGCCCCCGCCAGACGCCAAGGGCG
Molecule: messenger RNA, 3009 nt
Organism: Bactrocera tryoni
Lineage: Eukaryota; Metazoa; Arthropoda; Insecta; Diptera; Tephritidae
Product: mucin-5AC
Exons: 2
Coding region: 1-2982 (993 amino acids)
Source: RefSeq, a predicted model, not a curated record